This is a messenger RNA of Otolemur garnettii (small-eared galago), 4023 nucleotides long. RefSeq names its product ETS variant 7 (gene ETV7). The record is from RefSeq and is a predicted model, not a curated record. The coding region runs from base 1359 to 2174 and encodes 271 amino acids. Gene Ontology annotation, cellular component: nucleus. Gene Ontology annotation, molecular function: DNA-binding transcription factor activity, RNA polymerase II-specific; sequence-specific DNA binding. Gene Ontology annotation, biological process: regulation of transcription by RNA polymerase II; cell differentiation. Lineage: Eukaryota; Metazoa; Chordata; Mammalia; Primates; Galagidae. The transcript is spliced from 8 exons.
GGAAGGAUAGCGAUUACCUAGAGCAUCGCACCACCUGCUCACCAGAGACCGGAGCACACACGCCUGGGCGCUUCUGGAAAGAGAUUUCCUUCCUCUCAACCUACCAGUUCUCAGGGUCAGGUUAGGGGUUUGUGGGAGGAGGUCUCACGGGGGCACAGGCCUAGGGCCCCAGCAGCUACAGCCGGGGGAGCACACAACAGAAAGCCGGGUGGUUCCCUCACCUCCAGGGAAGUUGAAACCACGCCCUUUCUACACUCAUCUCUGUCCAAGACUCAUACCCAUGUAUCAGACCCUGGCUGACCUUUUUGCUGACACCCAAAGGUCCCUGGCUGGCAUUUUCCAGGCAGUUACAGCCCUGGAAUUCCCCGUUCCUCUUUCUUGGAAGAGAACAGAGAAGUAGACGAGGAGCCUCCUGCAAGUCCUAGGCAAGUCUCUGGCCUUGAGCCCCUUCUCCAGCAAGGAACUCUCCUUUCUCCCUCCCAGGUGGCAACCUCUGAGGUUUGGUAACCUGGGGAACAGCACCAAUUGGGUCAGGAAGGAAGGGCCAGCCCGAACUGAAAUGGGAAUUACCCCCAAAGGUGUUGAAUCACCUUUUGUGGCAGCCAAGCCUUCUGGGGUUUGCUUUGCCGGCUCCAGCUCCAAAGAUCUUUCUCUGAAGAUUGCUGUCCUCAAACUGAAUAUAAAGCUCUUGAAGACACUAGAAUGAAAAAUAACUCUUGUUGGAACUGGUUUCACUUUUCCCUUCCAUGGUAUGGCAGCCUGUGGCUGGGCAUGAGACCCUGUUUCCAUAAAAUCUUGUCACUUUUAAAAUUCUCUUGUCCUGAAGGAUGAACCAAAUCACCCCUGGGGUCUAUGCUUUUUGUAAAAUUUUAAAGGUACAAACUUCCCUUGCUGAGACCUUGGGGUUCAGAAAUUUAUCCUUUCUUUUUCUCUUUUGAAAAUAAUAUUUGCUUGUUUGUCUACUUCUGAUUUAGGGCAUUUUAACCUGGGUUCUCGCUCCAAGGUUCCAAUGAGUGAGUAUUGCUGGGCCCUCGGAUUUCAGUCUUUCAAGUCAAGUCCCUGCAGGGGAUUGCUCUGGUAGAGUUAGGCACAUGCAUAGAAAGCUUGACUCAAAAGGAUGAAAUUUAUCAAGUAUCCAUUCUGUACAAGAUAUUGAUGGUACCGAGUUGAAGAUAUACGUGGUUAAGGUUAUCUUUAAGGUUGAUGCAGUCUUUUGGCAGAAAUGAAUACUCUUUCUCUUCCAAAAACAUUCUUAAUAAUUUAAAGAUGACUGAGCUUCCACCAAGAUGCUCUUCUUUGACUGCCCUGUUUUUUUCUCUCUCUAGGAGGGAGCAUUGACCAGUUCUCCUGUUAGCCCCAUGGCAGCCAUGCCACUCCAAGGCACCCAGGUCCAAGCCAGACAUGAAGCUCAGCUGAACCUGCUGGGUGAGGGGGGCAUCUGCAAGCUGCCAGGACGACUCCGCAUCCAGCCGGCGCUCUGGAGCAGGGAGGACGUGGGGCACUGGCUGCGCUGGGCCGAGCGGGAGUACUCUCUGCAGCGCACCUGGGAGCAGGAGUUUGCGAUGAACGGCCGCGCCCUCUGCAUCCUCACCAAGGACGACUUCCGGCGCCGUGCGCCAGGUUCAGGUGACGUGCUGUAUGAGCUGCUCCAGUACAUCAAGACCCAGCGGCGCUCCCUGGUGUGUGGGCCCUUUUAUGGAGAGGCCUCCUGGCAGAAGAUGUUCACUCAGCUCCACUCCCAUCCCCUGGAAGAGCUGGACUGCAGGACCGAAGGGAUCUGCUCCUUCCCCACGUUGCCACAGGCCCCCAUCGAUGGCAGGAUUGCCAACUGCCGGCUACUGUGGGAUUACGUGUAUCAGCUGCUCCUUGACACCAGGUAUGAGCCCUACAUCAGGUGGGAAGACAAGGACGCCAAGAUCUUUCGAGUUGUGGAUCCAAAUGGGCUUGCCAGACUCUGGGGAAACCACAAGAACCGGGUAAACAUGACCUAUGAGAAGAUGUCCCGUGCUCUGCGCCACUAUUAUAAGCUGAACAUUAUUAAGAAGGAGCCAGGUCAGAAACUCCUGUUCAGAUUUCUGAAGACUCCAGGAAGGAUGUCUCAGGGCAAGAACAGCUGUCUGGAACAGCUGGAGAGCCAAGAGUUCAAGGAUGAGAUUCCAGAAGGCUCUCUGUAAAGGGGAGGACACCCAGCACGCGGCACCAGAGGGACAGAGACUGUCUCUCCCAUGAAGACAGCUUCCUUCCUCCUCCCAGGGCAGCAGGAAUCCCCAGCCAGGUUUUGUACCCAUGGGAUCACAGCUGCUGCCUUGGGCCUCAAGGUUGCCUGGGGACCUGGGAGGUCUCACACCCAGGACAUUGGAGGUGGGAGUCAUCCUUUUGGUAAUACACCCCACCCCUUACUACCUGACCAGCUCUGAGAGGAAGCCAGGUGUGGAUAGGCAUCCAGCCCUACCCCUUUGGUUUACAGAAGAAGGGAAUGGCAGUCCCUCAUCCGUAAAAGGGGCAUGCUCAUAAAAACCCACCCUCAGGGGCUGCUGCACGAAAUGGGAGGCAGAAUUAGUGCUUUGGCAGCCUUUGUAAUAAUAAUGAUAAUGGUAACUGAUGUUUCUUAAGUGCUUACUAUGUGCCAGGUCCGUGCUAAAGGCCUUACACACAUUUCAUCUCCUUUAAUUCACAUGCCAACCCCUCAGGCUUAAAGAUGAGGAAAUGAAGGUAGAGGCUUGCAGGGCUGCAGCCUCUCUGGACCGUUUGCUUUUAGCGCCUCUGAAUGUAUCUGGGAGCUUCUCGGACAGAGGCCUCGGUCCUCCCUCUCUGCUCUCAGCCUCUUUACUUCCUAUGCCCCUGUGCCUCCAUCUGCCUUGUGAUCCUGGUCAAGAUGCUCUACCUCUCUGCAGCCUCAGGCUUCUUCUCUGUAAGGUGGGGAUGUUUCCCCUGACCUGACCUCACAGGGUUGCCAGAAAGCUCCAAUGAGGCGAGAUUUGUGAGGUGCUUAAUAUAUGCUUGGUCUGCAGGGAGCACUUCAUCUGUGUUAGCUGCAAACCAAAAGUUGCUCUAAAGCAUGAAAACUCUUCUAUUCUGUGGGUUCAGCUUCUUCCCUUUGCUCUCCAACCCCAGUACUCAGCAGACCCGCAGGUAAGGAUGGGGAGAAAGAGUAGGGAGUGUUUUCACUGAAACGAAACAGAACUUCUUGGAUUCGCAUCUUCUUUCUCGGAAGGAGAAAGCCACUUCUGCCUCUUGCUCUCAGAAGGUCAGGAAAUCCCCUGGUCUCUGACCGAGGCUGCCCUGGCCUUGAGCCCCUGUACAAGAGAAGUUGAUAAAGACUCUUAGACUUUGGGACUCAAAGCAGUGACAGCUCAUGAAGAGGGAAACUCCUGGCUGAGUCAGGUCUGUACAAAGAGCUUCAGUAGGAAAAUGCUUGGCCCCUUCCCUUUCCCUCUGAGACUGUUCCAUCUCCUUGAUUUUGCCCCGGGAUGAACCCAUGGGCCACAGCUUUUCUCUUUACCUGCUCAACUCAGGAGCACUGGGAGAAACUGUUGAAAUCCAGUUGUCUGGGCCUCAUCUAUAGAUAAAGGCACUGAGGCCAGAGGGAAGAAACUUGCCCAGAUCACAAAGCCCCACCAGGCAAAUGUCCGGGCUGCCAGCGCUGCCGUAUUUCUUCAGUCUCAUUGCCACGCUCAUGGGUCCAAGAUGAAGAGGUUUAACAACAGGAUGGAUUUUUAGGUCAUUCCUUCCAGUUACAACAGUGGCAUCUGCCUGCUUGUGUGUUGAUGGUAGUCAACAACCGCCUUCCCAGGGGCUAUGCCUUACUCCAUGGGUCUUGCCCAGCAUUGUGACCAUCAGGGCCAAGAGUGGAAAUCUGGGAGGGCAGGUGUGGGCAAGUUCACUGCCCCAGCCCCCCGGAUUCUGGAGCUCUCCACUGGGCUGUAGGGCAAGCUCCAUCCUUCCUCUUGCUCAGAAACAUUAGGCCUUUCUCUGGAGAUGGCUCCCUGCAUUCUAGUAAUAAAUGGUUUUGUUUGGGUCUUC